UAAAUGCUAAAUGAAAUGAUAAUGUAGGUCAUUCGCUGUUGAUUUUAAAACAAUAAUAGGUUUAUUAUUUAGUUCAAAAAUAUUCUUUAAAUUCAAAAUGAGUUACACAGUCAUAACUCUAUGCGUUUCUACUUUCCUAAUACAGUGCAUCUCCGCCCAAAAUUGCGGCUGCAUCACAUCUUCCAACAACGGCGGCAUUCUAAGCGUGAACAGCGUCGGUCCCAUCGCGCCUUCCGGUCUCUCGCUCGGUUCAGAACUCAAACUAAUUGGUGAACUAGGCCUCUCUGGUGCCCUGCCGUUCCUGAGCGCCGUGGCGUUCGAAGGAACGUACCCGACUAGCGGGUCGGCGUCGGUGGCGUACGGCUGCGGGGACACAGUGGCCAUCACGCAGGAGCGCGGCAACCCGAGCGGGAACAACGCCAACAUCAACGGCGAGCCGUAUGUUAGGGCGUGUGCUUGUCGAAGGAAUUAAGUUGUAGUUUAAUAGAAUAGAUAUUUAUAAAAAAGAUUAUAAUAAAAAUUCUAAUUAUGUGA
Molecule: messenger RNA, 534 nt
Organism: Leguminivora glycinivorella
Lineage: Eukaryota; Metazoa; Arthropoda; Insecta; Lepidoptera; Tortricidae
Product: chorion class B protein PC401-like
Exons: 2
Coding region: 98-472 (124 amino acids)
Biological process (GO): multicellular organism development; chorion-containing eggshell formation
Cellular component (GO): egg chorion
Molecular function (GO): structural constituent of egg chorion
Source: RefSeq, a predicted model, not a curated record